ACACAAGGCCCAUGUGGUGAAACUGGUUCUGCAGCGUUGGAGGUCGGCAGUUGCGCUGAACCAUUCCAACCGGCAGCAUGGCGGACAGCUUCGAGGAAGCCGAUCAGCUGUUCGCGGACUGCAAGUUUCGCGAGUCGUACGACCUGCUGAGCAGGAAGCACAGUGCGGAUGCGGGAUACGGCACGCUGUGGCGGCUGUGCCGCGUGAUCUACUCGAUAACGCGUGAGCUUGCGCUCGAUGAGAAGAAAUCCAAAGAGCUGGAGGCGUUCAUAUACGAAGGGUUUGGCUACGCUAAGCAAGGACUUGCCCUGCAACCGGACACGGCUUCGGCCCACAAAUACUACGCAAUCUUUCUCGCGGAAAAGUCCGGCAUCGAAGGGCUGAAGGAGCGGGUCCUGCAGCUGAGCACGAUAUUGCGCCAUCUGCGGCAGGCAACCGAGCUGGACGCAGGUGAUCCGUUCGCGUGGUUUGUGCUGGGUCGGUUCUAUCACAAGCUGGCAGGGUUGGCCUGGUUUCAGAAGAAGAUGAUACACACUUUUACAAACGACAUACCGGAUGCGACGUACGCGGAUGCGCUGGAGUAUUUUGUGCGUGCGGAAAACACACAGCCGAACUUUUUCCCAUUAAAUCAUCUGAUGCUGGGCGAGACGUACAUUGCGUUGAAGGACCCGGAAAAGGCGCGCCCUUUCUUAGAACUGGCUGCAAAUCAACGUGAACCGCGUACGGCCGACGAUCGGGAAGCUCAAAGAGAAGCGAGGGCACUGCUUAGGAAGCUCUAG
Anopheles marshallii is the source of this 779-nucleotide messenger RNA. Its product is annotated as regulator of microtubule dynamics protein 1-like. The record is from RefSeq and is a predicted model, not a curated record. Gene Ontology annotation, molecular function: microtubule binding. The transcript has 3 exons. The coding region runs from base 78 to 779 and encodes 233 amino acids. Gene Ontology annotation, cellular component: spindle microtubule; mitotic spindle pole; cytoplasm. Lineage: Eukaryota; Metazoa; Arthropoda; Insecta; Diptera; Culicidae.